UCUUUGGAGUCCAUAUUUGUUGAGGGCAUCUGGGGCAUCCAUUAGAGGGCACAGCAUGGUGUUCCUAAGUUUAUCACGUUGGGUUCGGAGCCGCGGUCCAGAUCGGUACUGGAGGGUUCAGGAGGUGCUGAAACAUGCUCGGCAUUUUCGUGGCCGAAAGAAUCGCUGUUAUAGCUUGGCGGUACGAGCUGUGCGCAGAGCCUUUGUGUAUUCAACAAAAGCCAGAAAAGCAAAGCCGCGCAUCAUGAGAUCGCUUUGGAUAACUCGAAUCACUGGUGCCCUUCAGGAACAUGGCAUGAAGUACCACAACUUUGUUGGUAACUUAGUCAAAGGUCAAGUAGCUCUAAACCGGAAGGUUAUGUCCGAUUUGGCCAUAUAUGAACCCAAGACCUUCAAAUCACUGGCGGCCCUGGCCAAAAGAAGAGGUGAAGAAGGUUUGGCCUCUGCUCUUGGAGAUGGGAAAGAACCCGAAGGAAUAUUUUCACGUGUGGUUUAUAACCGCUAGUUCAGGAUAAGACAUUUUUCUUUAUAAACUGCACAGAGAUCAAAGAUGUUUAUUUCUUUCAUACUGAUGCACGAACAAUGAGAACUGGCAGGAACCUCUUCUGUGUCGCAGCUUUCUGUAUGUCUGCCGACCCCGGAUAGGAAAACGUUACCACAUCGGUAUAAAGUAAUGUGCACUCGUUGGUGCACAGGAAACACCUGGAUAUGUCUGAAUUG
Messenger RNA from Nanorana parkeri, 720 nucleotides. It is a transcript of the gene MRPL20, whose product is annotated as mitochondrial ribosomal protein L20. Gene Ontology annotation, biological process: translation; ribosomal large subunit assembly. The transcript has 4 exons. Gene Ontology annotation, cellular component: ribosome. NCBI's taxonomy places the organism in Eukaryota, Metazoa, Chordata, Amphibia, Anura, Dicroglossidae. Bases 56 to 505 code for a protein of 149 amino acids. Gene Ontology annotation, molecular function: structural constituent of ribosome; rRNA binding. The record is from RefSeq and is a predicted model, not a curated record.